Molecule: messenger RNA, 2065 nt
Organism: Megalops cyprinoides (Indo-Pacific tarpon)
Lineage: Eukaryota; Metazoa; Chordata; Actinopteri; Elopiformes; Megalopidae
Gene: dph2
Product: diphthamide biosynthesis 2
Exons: 7
Coding region: 72-1571 (499 amino acids)
Biological process (GO): protein histidyl modification to diphthamide
Molecular function (GO): 2-(3-amino-3-carboxypropyl)histidine synthase activity
Source: RefSeq, a predicted model, not a curated record
AGAGGAAGCGCAUCGCAUGUGUGAGGUUUCCAGCAAGCACGUUUUUGUUUUUAAAUCCAACACAGAUUCUCAUGGCCACAUUCAGCAGUGAUGGUGAGCAAGUCAUCCAGCGUUCCCUGGCAGCUGUUUCAACAGUGAAGAACACUGAAGUGGAGAGCCUGGAAGAGGUGUAUCAGAUAAAAGAAACAUGUGAUUUCAUUAAUAAAAAUAAUUUCCAUAAGGUUGCGCUGCAGUUUCCAGAUGAGCUACUGGUUGAUUCGGUGCUGAUAGCUUCAAAAAUAGAGAAUGAAACGGUAGCAAAACUACACAUCCUGGGAGAUACCCCCUAUGGAAGUUGCUGUGUGGAUGAGAUUGCAGCAGAGCAUGUUGGGGCCCAGUGUAUUGUCCACUAUGGAAGGGCAUGUCUCAGUCCUUCAAGGAGGCUGCCCCUGAUGUACGUCUUUGGGAAGAGACCUGUGGACCUUCAGAGAUGUGUGUCCUCCUUUCAGGAGCUCUAUCCUGACAGGCAGAGCCAUGUAGUUAUUCUCUAUGAUGUCAUCUAUUCCCAUGUCAUAGAUGAUCUUCUGGACCUCCUGUCCCCCCAGUAUCCAAAUGUGGUGAAGUCAACCCUCCAUGUGGAAGGAGAUCAGUGUCACAUUCAUGGACAGAUACACAGUCAACACAUAGACUCUGGACAUGCACCAGCUCAUUCAUGCUUGAAUGGAUGUCAGUAUAUUCAGAAAUUUGGACGGCAAUUUUGCUUGAAAGAAGGAUUGAAGAUGGAUGAAUACAGUAUGUUCUACAUAGGGAAAGAGGGUGCCACCCUAACGAACUUUAUGAUGACUUGGAACCACUGCUCUUUCAGCUCCUUUGAUCCUGAGAUGAUGGUAGGGCGGGUGGAGACAAUCAGCAUAAACCGGGCAUUGAUGAAGCGGUACUACUUGAUUGAGAAGGCGAAGGAUGCUAGUGUCGUGGGUAUCCUGGUUGGAACUCUUGGUGUAGCAAAUUACCUUACCAUCAUUGACCAACUGAAAGAUAUAAUUUGCAAGGCAGGGAAGAAGAGCUACCUGUUUGCCAUGGGAAAGCUGAAUGUUCCUAAACUGGCCAACUUCCUGGAGAUUGACAUUUAUGUGCUCAUUGCUUGUUCAGAGAACUCCCUGCUAGACUCCAGUGAGUUUUACCGGCCAGUGGUGACACCCUUUGAGAUGGAGGUGGCUUGCAACAAGCACCGGAAGUGGACGGGAGAGUAUGUGACAGAUUUCAGGGAUCUCCUGCCAGGGGCUUGCAAUCAUGUGAAGGUCCCUAGUCCAGAUGCCAGUGAUGACAGUGAGGAAAUGGACAUCUCCCUUAUCACUGGGGCUUUGCGUUCUACCUGUGUCACCUCUCCUGAGUCUGUAGACAUCAGGAGUGACACCUCCGUGAUCAAGAGGAACCAGACCCUCAUGGUAGCACAGAGCAACACAGCAGCCUCUUUCUUGAUGGGUCGCAGCUGGCAGGGGCUGGAGCAGAGACUGGGAGAAACUCCAGCCAUGAAAGCGGUAGAGGGAAGAAGAGGGCUUGCUAUUGCCUAUGAAGAAGAGGGAGGGACGUGAUAUUUCGGGUUACAUCGGAUAUCCUAAGACACUUCUCUUAAUGUGUGACCUGUUGCAAGUCAGAUGAGUAAAACACAUAUCUUAGCUUUUUAGGCCAUAAUCAACAAACUAAGCAGCUGUACAUUUGAAGCUUGUACCCAUGAGGUAAAUAAACAGUAUAAAUCGGUUCUUAUCUUAUCUUAUUUACUUGUGAUUUUAAUUGUAACGCACAAGAACAUUCAAGGAUCAUUUUGUGUUUGGGACAAAGUGUCCUGACAUAAGAACAAAGAGUUUCUCAAUCAGUCUGGGGCUCCAAAUCAGGAGUACAUGUGGAAGAGCGAUUUAAAUUAGGUUUACAUUAAAAUGAAAGGCUUAUUUUUAUGAUAUAAAAUAUGUCAUAUAAUUAUAAAUAUUGUAGGGGUAAGUACUGUGCGAAUAUCAUCUUUUUCAGACAUUCUUUGCCUUUUUAUAUAGGUAGAGAAAUCACAUAAAAUACAAAAAAGCAAAAAGUCUAA